Molecule: messenger RNA, 4654 nt
Organism: Leptidea sinapis
Lineage: Eukaryota; Metazoa; Arthropoda; Insecta; Lepidoptera; Pieridae
Gene: Ugt50B3
Product: UDP-glucosyltransferase 2
Exons: 7
Coding region: 223-1860 (545 amino acids)
Molecular function (GO): UDP-glycosyltransferase activity
Source: RefSeq, a predicted model, not a curated record
GUGACGGUAAGUGGUGCCCUACCACCAACUGCCGGCGGUUGUUGACGACACAGUGUUUCGCGUUCGGGCCUUAACUUAAUACGUGUAUGGAUGCUUAGUAGAGACGCAUGAAGGCACAGCUCAGGAAGUGAUAGAAUCAGGUUAUUGUAGCGGCCAGUGACUUUGUGAUCAAUUCUUUGUGAUAGUGAUAAGUGUAUUGUUUCCGUGGCAACUGUUUUGAACAUGGGGUUGCGAUGGCCAAUACUUUGUCUACCAAUUCUCCUGGCUGCAUCAGUGUGUGGAAGCAACAUCCUCAUGAUAACGAUGGGAGGAACCAAGUCACAUAAAAUACCCUUUUGGGAAUUAGCCAGAGGCUUAAUAAGAAGAGGUCACAACAUCACGUUGGUGAGCGCAUUCCCAGCAGACUUCCACAUCAAUGGCUUGGAAGAGAUAGCUCCUGAGGCUCUGGUGUCGUACAUACGAGGAUACAUGGCUCUGGACUUAGUAGGGGCCAGGAUGAGAGGGGAAGAACCUCUACCUUACAAGGAUAUCAUUCGAUUUGGCUACGAGGCCUGCGAUGAAUUCCUCCAAGACUACGAAACAAGAUCUUUUCUUCGUUCCGGAAGGAUUUAUGACCUCAUUAUUCUUGACGGAGCUUAUCCCGAAUGUGCGUUAGGGAUAGUAUACCAACAAAAAGUGCCCUUCAUGUAUAUAAAUACCGUGGGCUUCUACUCAACUCCGGCAAGUAUUUCUGGCAGUCCAGCACCGUUCUCAACCACGCCGUUUUUUGCAAAAUCAUUCACAGAUAAUAUGGGCUUUGUGGAUAGAGCUGUUAAUGCAUUUUGGCACAUCGGAGCAUAUGCUGGGCAUUCUAUCAGUGUGACGAUACUUCAAGGUGUGUUACGAAGACAUUUUGGACAGCAAAUGCCCCACGUGUAUGAAAUGGGCAAGAAUGUGAGCUUCAUACUGCAGAAUGGACACUUUUCUGUUUCAUAUCCAAGACCAUAUUUACCAAAUGUCGCAGAAGUUGCCUGCAUUCAUUGUAAGGAGCCAAAACCAUUGAACUCUGAACUCGAAGAUUGGAUAUUUGGUGCUGGUGAUGCUGGUUUUGUAUACGUAUCCAUGGGAUCCUCAGUCAGGACAGAUAAUAUGCCAUUGUCUGUGCACCAGUUGAUGGUUGAGGCGCUAGGACGUCUUCCACAAAGGGUGCUGUGGAAACAAGAUGAUGUCCAGAAUAUGACAAAUUGGCCGGCCAACGUACGAUCUUACAAGUGGCUACCGCAACAGGAUUUAUUGGGACACCCAAAGAUAAAGGCGUUCGUGACACAUGGUGGUCUACUCAGCAUGUUCGAGACAGUAUACCACGGAGUACCAAUAGUUACCAUACCAGUCUUCUGCGAUCACGACUCCAAUGCAGCCAAAGCACAAGUCGACGGCUACGCAAAAAAACUCGACCUACAAUACUUAACGUCAGAAAAACUGUACGAUGCUAUCAAAGAAGUAAUCGACGAUCCCAAAUACAAGACCCAAGUUGAUAAAAGACAGAUUCUGUUAAGGGAUCAAAAGGAAUCGCCUCUAGAAAGAGCUAUUUAUUGGACAGAAUACGUGAUGAGGCAUAAAGGAGCCUACCAUUUACAAUCGCCGGCGAAAGAUCUGAAUUUCUUCCAAUAUUACAUGCUCGAUGUAUUCCUCGUUGCUGUGGUAACGUUUUUAUUAAUAUCCGCGCUUAUGUCGUACGUGAUAAGGUACAGUUUUAAUAAACUAGUCAAUUAUGUACAAAAUAAAAGGAUGAAUGUACUGAUUAUGGAUAAGUCCAGUGAUUUAUUGGAGCGUUCCAAGAAACUGAUCGAUCAUACCUCGUUACAAAAGAAACAAUUGUGAUUUAUCAAUUAAGACUGUAUUUAUAACAUGUAAUCAACGUGAUCGUAUAAAAUACAAUCAAGUAUUGUUACAACGCAAUGAAAAAUUUUCUGCUGAUGUUUCAAACGUAGGUUUACUUGUCGAUUCAACCUUUUAAAUCGCAAAAAGUUUUCAAGACAUUUAUUUUUUAUUUGCCCACUAUUUUGAGGCUUCAUUAUAUCAUCUAAAAAACUAGCUUAGCUCAGAAGAAGACUAUUCAAAUUGAUUCUCAAGAAAAACACAUUUUAUUUAAUUUCGAAAUCUUAGUAAGCAACAAUUAACAGAAUUGUUUAGUUUAAGCAACUUGGAAACAGGAUGAAUAUAGUAAAAGAGAAGUUUUGGUUCCGGAUUAGCUUUUAAAUUAUGAACUUAACCUAUCAUUAAGGAAUCGUAUGUAUCAACGGAAGUUACCACAAUUUAACAAUGUAUGUGAUAUAUUUUAAGGAGUUAAUAAUAUGUUAAGUUAAUGCCUUGCGUAUUUAUCGCAAAUAAUAGAAAAUUAGAAGACGCCGUGUUGGUAGCCCCCCCCCCCCCCCCAAGAUGGACUGACGAUUUGGUCAAGAUCACCGGUAUACGUUGGACGGGGGCAGCGUAAGACCGAUCGUCAUGGAGAUCUUUGGCGGAGGCCUUUGUCCAGCAGUAGACGUCUUGCGGCUGAUAAUGAUGAUGAAUAUUAAUAUCAUUUAUAAGGAAAAACAAACAAAUAUUGAUAAUAGCUAUUGCCGUUUUGUAUGUAGAUUUAGUAAGAACUCUAGGGAAACAUAAAAAGAUAUAUUGUUAAAAAACGCAAUGCAUAAAUUUUUCUGCUUUUUACAAGCCGUUACUUUGCGUGAGCUACGAAAACUAUUGAUGAUACUAUGUAUAGUAUAUGAGUAGGGUUUGUUUUAUUUCGAUAGCUGAAGCCAAUCGAGAUUGGGCAACGUACAAUAACAUAACAACAAAGACUAUAAUGUGCGCGGAAGCGCUAGUCACCGCCUGAGGUAUGUGAGCGGCAGGGCGGGGGAGGUUGACAACGUUAAGCUAGCUCAGUCUGUCGUCGAAGAUAAUAUAUAUUGUGUGCGUCUUGUCAAUCGCGCCUUCCUCCGUCUCACCCCCCCCCUCCACAUACGCGUGCACUAAAUUAAAAAAACAUUACAAGACAAAGAAAGUGAGACAAGUAACAUGAAGUCAAAUGCUAGAUAUAUUGCCUAGCUACCAAGUAACUAGUUUACUUGACAAAAUAUACUUAUAAAUAUAUAUUUUAUUUAAAAUUUAUUUACUUACACUCACUCAUAAACCAAGGAUGCAUUUUGUUUAUUGUGAACAGCCUAGCGAUACUCUCUAAGAAAAAAACGAUUCACUCAAUUGCAUGAAACGUGCAGUCAUUGACAUAUUGACAGCUGACGGCUGCCGAAAUCCACGACGUUUUAAGCAACUGUUCGCUUUCAAACUUAGCCGGAUUGUAUUUCAUGGCCUGUACUGUAAUUACUACUAUUUCAUCAAACUUAUGUCAAAUGACUGCACGUUUGAUACGAAACUAAAUUUCAAUUUUUACUUAGGGAGUCCAGCCUCUUAUAACGUAGUAUUUACAUCCUCUUUGAUUGUGAAUGUAUUCACAAAAACUUUGCAACAAUUUAUAGUUAACCGCAUUGAAACCAAAUCACUGUUUUUUGAAUUUUUGUUAAAUGUACUUCAUGUAUUUAAAUAUAAAUUUAAAGCAAAAGAUUUAAAAAAAAGAAUAAGUACACCACAGUAUUUAACAUAGCAUACAUACUAUUGUUGUGAAGAUCAUAAUAUAUGAAAUAGAGCGGACAACACGAAUAGAAUCAAAAUUUAAUGGUAAAAAAAUCAGCUGAAAAUUCUGAAGCUCGAAGUGGCGAGGAGUCUGCCAUUUAGCUGAAAUACGUUCUUCUUGUAGACCGCUCUAUGCAGGUACCUUUAUCUCUUUGGGCAUGAUGCCAGUUAUAGAAAAGAUAUAAUAUAUUACUUAGAUCAUUUAUUCGUCUAGAUAGAACAUGACAGCUGUGAAAACGUCAAGUUGAAGUUUACACUUAACCUUUAUUUUGAGCAAUGCUCGCACACUAACACAAAGUGACAUACAAACUGCGGGUGUAAGACGUAGCUUGUCACGCACACUAAAGUAAUAAGCCUGGCCCAUAGACCAAGUAUAGUAACUACACAUCGGUUUGGCGUAGCAAAUAUGAGACAGAUAAUAUCCUAUAUAUAUAGCACAAGUGUUUUUUCACUAUCACUUUUAUAUCGUAAACACAACAUCGCACCAUAUUUAUUUCGAUUCUACUUAAAAUUGUCACUGAUGUUGAACAAAUAGUGGAUAUUUCACACGUUUCACAACAAUAAUAGCUUAUUCUUAUAGACGCAAAUAAAAAUAAACAAAAUAUCUGUGCCGCGCUGUCGAGUUUGUUUAGCACACCGGGUGUGCUGACCUUGAAAAAACUGGCAUGUAUGGCGAAACAAAAAAUCUAAUCACUCUAUCUCAUUUCUUUACAUAAGACUCGCACUCUUUUUCUCGUGUUAGUGAGACGGAAGCUAUCAAUUAGUCUAGUUACUAUACUUGGUUAUGACCUGGCCUGUUUUCAUCGGUUGUCUAGUAGCAAGAGGAUAUAUCUAGACGAAUUAAUUAUCUAAGAUAAAUUAUAUAACUUCAUUCAGAUACUUGGAAAGCCAGUAUGUUGUAUGUAACUAUUUGUAUAUAUAAAAGUACAAUAAAAUUUUUAGUAGAUAUUAUAAUAUUAUAAAUGUAAAUAUUUAAUUUAAGUAAUAAAAGUUGAACAUGAAA